Etheostoma spectabile (orangethroat darter) is the source of this 6593-nucleotide messenger RNA. RefSeq names its product salt-inducible kinase 2b (gene sik2b). Gene Ontology annotation, cellular component: cytoplasm. The record is from RefSeq and is a predicted model, not a curated record. Gene Ontology annotation, biological process: protein phosphorylation; microtubule cytoskeleton organization; intracellular signal transduction. NCBI's taxonomy places the organism in Eukaryota, Metazoa, Chordata, Actinopteri, Perciformes, Percidae. Gene Ontology annotation, molecular function: ATP binding; tau-protein kinase activity.
CCCCCCGUGUGUCCCCUGCUCGUCUGGCUACCUCCUACUCUUCCACAAGCAGUCCCAUACAGAACAGCAUGGUCAUGGCUGACAGUGUCCAGAAAUCGCUGAUCCGGGGUCCGGUCCGAGUGGGCUUCUACGACAUCGAGCGCACUUUAGGAAAGGGCAAUUUCGCUGUCGUGAAACUGGCUCGACACCGCAUUACCAAGACCGAGGUGGCCAUUAAGAUCAUAGAUAAGACCCAACUAGAUGCUGUCAAUCUGGAGAAGAUCUACAGAGAAGUUCAGAUCAUGAAGAUGCUGGACCAUCCCCACAUCAUCAAGCUGUACCAGGUGAUGGAGACGAAGAACAUGCUUUACUUAGUCACAGAGUAUGCCAAGAAUGGGGAGAUCUUCGAUUAUCUGGCUAAGCACGGUCGUCUCAGUGAGCUAGAGGCCAGGAGGAAGUUCUGGCAGAUCUUGUCGGCUGUAGAGUACUGUCACAAUCGCAACAUUGUCCACAGGGACCUGAAGGCAGAGAAUCUGCUACUGGAUGGCCACAUGAACAUCAAGAUUGCAGAUUUUGGAUUUGGGAACUUCUUCCAGCCCGGGGAACCUCUGGCCACAUGGUGCGGCAGCCCACCAUAUGCUGCUCCUGAGGUCUUUGAGGGGCAGCAGUAUGAGGGCCCACAGCUAGACAUCUGGAGUAUGGGGGUGGUGCUAUAUGUGCUGGUAUGUGGUGCGCUGCCCUUCGAUGGGCCCACUCUGCCUGUACUUCGACAGAGAGUCCUAGAGGGAAGGUUUCGCAUCCCCUACUUCAUGACUGAAGACUGUGAGCACCUGAUCCGAAGGAUGUUGGUACUGGACCCAUCAAAGCGUCUGUCUGUGGCCCAGAUCAAGGAGCACAAGUGGAUGGCUCUGUACGCUCCCGUACAGAGGCCUGUUCUGUACCAACAGCCUCCAACUGCUGAGGGCGAGGCAGUUGUGGGAGAAUACAGCGAACAGGUCCUUCGCCUAAUGCACAGCCUUGGCAUCGACCAGCACAAGACUAUAGAGUCUCUGCAGAACAAAAGCUACAACCACUUUGCUGCUAUCUACUACCUGCUGGUGGAGCGCCUCAAGGCCCAUCGCUGUAGCUUCCCCGUCGAACAGCGCCUCGACCCCCGCCAGCGACGGCCCAGCACCAUCGCCGAACAGACUGUCGCCAAGUCGACCAGUGGUUCAGCGCAGGUGGGUUUGCUCCCGCAGGGAGUUCGUCUGUUGCGCUCCCCUGCUGUGCCCCAAGCCUCCCCUGAUGCUUUUUCCUUCCCCCAGACUACAAGUCCCCUGGAGCAGCAUUUCAUGGUGGAUGAUGUCAACAUACCCAAAGUAAAUGGCUGCCUGCUGGACCCCUUGCCUCCCCCCACUGUCCUCCGCAAGUCCUCCACUUCGUCGCCUAGCAACAUGAUGGAGACAUCGAUCGAUGAGGGCAUUGAGACUGAGGAGCCCGACACAGAGGAUGAUCCGCCCUACCUGCCCUCGGCCUAUCAAACAGCUCGGUUUGGCCAAAGGCGACACACCCUCUCUGAGGUGACCAAUCAGCCAAAGCCUUGGAACCAAGGUAAAUUAUUUGCUCUGGGCCAUAACCCCUCCAUGGGCAGUGCUGAUUCGGACAUGGGCCACGACAUGGGCUCAAUGCACAGCGACCUUGGCCUCUUGGAGGACCCCCCCUCUCUCAGUGAAGUAGUACCAGCCAACAGCUCUCCUCCUGGCGUCACUACUACACCUUUCUUGAACGCUCGGCCUGCCAACCCAGCAAUGGCCGUCCUGACGUCGCAGCACAGGGAGACUCACAACCGCUCCCCCAUCAGCUUCAGAGAAGGACGCCGUGCCUCUGACACCUCACUCACCCAAGGUCUGGUUGCAUUUCGUCAGCACCUCCAGAAUUUGGCGAGGACCAAAGGCAUCCUGGAGCUGAACAAAGUCCAGAUGCUGGUGGAGCAGAUGGGCACUGGGGAAGGGGCUGCCAUCGGCCCCCUGGGACCUCAGCACCACUUACACAACCUCCUGGAGGGUGAAGCAUCCAAGCAACAAGAGGGCCUAGCUUUAUAUCAAGGCGCGCUGCAGCCGCCUCUGCUGUCCCGCAGACAGAGUUUAGAGACACAAUACCUCACUCAUAGACUACAGGCCAACGUCUUGGCUAACAGUCCCGCUAGCUGCCAACUUUUCUGUCAGGAUACUCGAAGUUUAGAGCAACAGCUGCAGGAACACAGUGGGCUCUACUGCUCUCCUCACAGACUGAACCAGAAGAGGAUGUACCUGCAGCAAUCACAGGGCAUGGGGCUGCAGGUCUACUUCAACCAGAUGCAGAUAGCUGAAGGAUCCUUCCCGACAGGCGGCCCUGCUCUGGACCAGACGGCAUCUCAAAGUUCCCCUCAGGGCCCCUCUAUGUCAGCCGCACAGCAGCAGGGCAGUCCUCAGGCCUCGCCUCCCUUCAGCCACCCCCAUAGUCUGAGCCCCUUGAUGGAACCAGGUGAGGGCCUGGUUUAUGAUCCCUAUAUGAGCCACCACCACUACACCCAACACCUUCCCCCUGGAUCUCACCUCCAUCACCAGCUCCACCAUUCCCUGCCUCAUGAAGCCUCUUCCAGCAGCCUGGGCUUCAGCUACCCUGCAGGCUGUGAGCAGCAGGCCCUGGGGCCUUCCACUGAGGGUCUUUAUCCAGAGCAGUACGAGUUCCCACUAGACCCUGCCUGGUUGCCCCCGCCUGCUCCAGGAGAGGCUGAAGCUGGGGUUUUGGCUGCUCCGGGGCAAUCGGUUGGCCUGGGCCUGCCUGAGUUGCAGGGCUCCCUCCUGGACAGUGAGAUGAUGGAGACCGUGGACUCGCAGCAUGGCUUCGUACUGGUCAACUAAAGCCAGGAGGGUAAUAGAAAGCAGUAUUAAGCAAUGUGAACCUACACAGUACUAAGAGCAGAGAAAAUGGAGAUAAGUGGAGACCAAGCGUAGCAACAGGGAAGGAAAAGUGUUCAAUUUUGUACGACUAAUACAAACUUCAUUUCUUAGUUGUGAUGAACCUCAGACACCCUUUCUACCACAAUCCUCCCUUAGCCUACCUCCCUUUCUCCCUCUCCUCCUCUGUUCUUAUCAGCUCUGUAAGGCAGGACCAGGUCCGAUAUGGCACAAUGCAAGCUUCGCCGUGCUGACUUGGCGAGGCUACCGUUGUCACGGAUGUUGUGACACCUGUAAGGACUGCAGCGUGCAGCCUGGGUCUGCCAGAGUGCAGCAUUUCACCUAGAAAUGGUUUGGAAGUGAUCUAAUUUAGGACUGACUGUCAGACAACCAUAAAGACAAUAGCUGGCAGUGUUUUGUGUAUUUAAAAUAGGACAGCAUCAACAACAAUAGACUGAUUCUCAAAAGACUUCUGUUUUUUAUUUCAGUAGAUAAAAAAAAAAAAAACUGAACAAAAUAGCCCUCAUUUAUCACGAUACCAUGGAAAUCACCGCAAAUUCAAGUGUUAGUGUUUUUUUGUCCAGUUCAUAGAAAUGAUUUUACACACUACUGUGAGCGCAAAUGCUAGCAUGAUGAGUGCACAGGUUUCAACACUAACAUUUACACUACUCCUCCAAAAAAUAACACAUAACCCUUGAUGGUCAUUUUUCUUAACAAAUAACCUAAACAUGCUGGUUGAAGCAGCAGGUUUGGGAGUAAUGCUCCAUUUGUUGAGCUGUUUUAGUUAAUUGAUGAGUAAAAAUAAUCAAUACAACACAAACAAGCUGCAGGCUUUUGUGUAGACCAAAUGACAUAAGUAAUAGUUUUUUGUUUUUAUAACUUGUAACUACUGACCCUGAUUUAUUUCCUACACUACUGAACUGCUUUUGUCACCUUUCCUUCCUAUUGACACACUUGCCAGGUCUCAUAAUACUCCAAAAAUGAGGGUAGUUACCAGUUUUUGCAGGCGUGAUGCCCACGUCUGUUUGAAAGUUCAGUUGUGAUCAUGCGCUUUCCUGAUAAAUGAGGGCUGAUGUAAUAAAUGUGUUUGGUUGAGAAGUAGCGGUGUUUUAGACAGUCAAUAUUAUUCUAUUUUUGUGGCAAUACUGAAGCAAUAUUAAUCCUUAAUGUUGAAGGAUUAUGAAUGGAACCCUCACCUGUACAGCCAACUCUGAUUGGUUCCCGGGGACCUCUGAGUCAUCAGCAGUGACAUCACAUGAGCUGAUGAUGUAACCAGGAGAUAAUCUCCCCCUCACUUGCCCUGGAAGUGCAGGGACAAGGUGUGUGUGUGUGUGUGUGUGUGUGUGUGUGUGUGUGUGUGUGUGUGUGUGCUAAUGUGUGUGGUGUGGUGGGUGUGUGUGUGUGUGUGUGUGUGUGUGUGUGUGUGUGUGUGUGUGUGUGUCAUACUUCAAAUUAUCUGCAUCCAUCACAUCCUUUGUCUGAAAAAGACAAACUGUGCUUUCCCCCUCAGUGCACAGUUGUAGCGUUUAGAUCUAUUCGGGUUUACAUACUCAUACUCCAGUCAUGCCUCUGUGAUGUUUUACUGAUGAAUCAUGUUAAUAAUAACAGAAUGUCCCCAUAAAGAUUCCCCUCAUUAGAUUUCAUUAAAGAAUGUUUUACUCUCUGGCAUUGGGGACCCUGGGAGACAGACCAGCAGAUCAGUCACCUAACACUGGAUUUUGACUACGAGCUCACCACCGCUCUUUGAUUGACAGCGAACCAGCAACAAGAUGAGACGUCUUCAUUUUUAUUUUUACAAAUUCACUUAUAUUCAAUCUACUUGAAGUGCACAGGUGUAUCUUCUCUGGCAUAUACUUAUGAUUUAAAAACUAUAUUGAGAGGGUUAUGGGUUGAGAUGAGAUUAGUGGACUGUGACCAUCUGCCAGACUGCGUGACCUUCAGUGGUCGUGGGUUCAACUGUUCGAGUGUUUGUUUGUCAGCCUUCAAAACAAGACAGUCGCUCUUAGGAUGUAGACCAGACUGAGCAGAUAUCUUAGAGUUCACAAUCAGAUUCUAAAUUACCAAAGUGGUAUGGAGAGGAAUCUUUACAGUUGCAGUUAACUUAAAAAAAAAAAGGCUACAAAAUGUGGACCAACUGUGGUUGCAGUCCUGUGCAUGACUGAAAGGAAAAAUCCACCCUAAAAUGCUUUUAACACUGUUUAACAACACGUUAAGGCUGCAAGUAAUGAUCCGAUUAUCUUAUGAUUCUAUCUAUUGAUUGUUUGGUCUAUAAAAUGACAGAAAAUGUUUAAAAAAAAAGGCCAUCACAGUGUAAUCUGUGUGAGUGGGUCUGGGCCCAAGUUGACAUAUUCAGCCUUGUCUGACCAACAGUCCAAAAUCAUGUUAAGUUAAACUUAUUUAAUUUUCUCUCAAGUCUGAUAAACCUUAUUUGCACUUUUGUGGAGGAAAAAAGAAGAAAACAUGUUGAGUAUCAAAACUGAUGCUGAAUAAUUGGAUAUCCACUCUAGCUCUGACAUUUAACAAGCGACCAGAAAUAUUAACUCAACAAAAAUCUUGUACCCAACCACAAGACAUGUUGCCAAACAGGUCUUGUGGUUGUUAAUAGUUCCACCCUAACAUUUACUGAUGCUAUGUUUUAUACGGUCAUACACCCACAUUUUAUUGACAGAAAUAAGCUCACGCCCAAUUUCGUGGGUCACGUUAAGAAUGUCUUUUAGAAAGAGAAGGAACUGCAGUACAAGAUUGUGAGGCAGGUUAAACGUAAAAUAAUAAUUCUCGACAUUAAAAUUGAGGAAACAUGGCAGUGGGAGAGUUUUAAAGGGUGGAUUUCACCUUUUAAGUGAAUAUUUUGAUGACUGUUUGCUUUCAUUUUGUCAAUGGUCAGGCUAGAAGAGCUACAGGAUGAUCUGUGGAAGUUGAAUACUGGAGCACUUUGAUAACAAGGGGAAGAAGAGAUGUAGCGAGACGGGAGGUGGGAGAAGGUUUGGAUCGUUUUGCUGUUUCCUGGCAGUUGAAACGAAACAUAAUCUGUAGGAAACCGCUCUCUUCCCCACCAAUAAUGGACACAAAACAAAUUUCUUUCAAAGAAAGACCAGACGGUAACAUUUUAUCUGAUUGUUGAUUUUAAUGCAAGUAGGAGAAACACUUCUGAGUGUUCUUUGUACAAAUUAGUGGGGUAGUGAAUCUUCGGUGCACCGAGGUGAAUCUUGUGUUCAACGUGAAGUGUUCAGUGUGCCUUUUACUUUUUCGUAUUUUCAAUCUAAAUUAAGAUUUUGAAUAGUAACAUUAUUUCUGGUUGGACCCUUUUCAUCCAUUUUAUUUUAAUUUUUGUUUUUCUGAAAAUAAAUAGAGCGAGGUUUUAACAAAGGUACAAAACCAAAGUCCCUCAGAAGUUUCCCUGUACGACCCACCGUGUGGAGUUUUGGAGCUUCUUUGUCUGCUUCUCUACCAUGCUUUUUCUUGUUGGUCAAUCAGUGUAUGCCAUUUAAAAGUAUUAUAGCAAUAUUUCUCUAGUUAAAGACUAAAGUCAUGAAGAUUCUAGUGGACGUGUUUCUAAGUAUCAUAAUUUCACCUGCUGAUAAAACAAAAACAUCAAUCUUAUCAAUAGAAAUCCAGUUUUAUAUUUACCUUCAUUGAUGUUGACCACACAUAAGCUAACUUGCUGUUGAGAUUAAAAAAAGGUUUAUUGAACAUAAA